AUGCCCGCCUCGAUCGCCAUCCGGUCACUCGGCUCCAUCCUCAGCCAUGAGAUCCGUUGCCUCUUCACCGCCUUCCCGCCCUCUUAUGGCCUGCUGGCGUGGGCCGGAUUUCUCCCGCACAUCGUCGACGCCCUCGCGGUGACGCGCGACAUGGCCCCCAUCGCCGUCCCCGGCCCCGAGGAGGCCAGCGCCGUCUUCGAUGCCUUUGUGAGCUACUCGCUCGAGUUCGCCUUCUUCCCGGACUUCGCCGGAAACGCCUCGGCCCCGAACACCUUCUCGGACAACCUGCUGGCCAACAUUGGCGCCCUGCAAGGCGUCCGUCCCUACAUCCGGGUCGGGGGCAACACGCAGGACUACGCCCUGUACGACGAGUCGCUCCCGUACGCAGUCAACGGCACGUACGACUUCGACCGGUCGAGGGACUACCCGACCACCGUCUACAUCGGCCCGUCCUUCUUCGAGUCCUACGGCACCUUCGCCGACACAAAGUUCACGCACGGCUUCAACCUGGGCCUGGGCGCCAACCGCUCCGAGGGGUGGGAGACGCUCAAAGCCACGGUGCCGCUGGCGUGCAGGGCCAUCGGAAAGGACAACCUCGACGUCUGGGAGUACGGCAACGAGCCGGACCUCUACUCGACCUCGGCCCAGGGCCCCGUGCGGCCCCCGUCGUGGGACGAGGCCGCCUACGUCGCGCAGUGGCUCAACGGCACCCGCGAGAUCGCCCGCGUCCUCGCCGCCGCGUGCCCCGACUUCCCCGCGCCGCCGGCCUUCAAGGCCCCGUCCAACGGCGGCACGGCCAACCGCCUCCGCGCCCCCGCCCAGUGGGCCGCCGGCCUCAACGCCGACGCCAACGUCGCCCUCUUCUCCACCCACAACUACAUCAGCGGCGCCGAGAGCCCCGGCGUCACCCUCCAGGGCACCCUGAUGAACCACACCCGGACCGUCGAGUCCGUCCGCGCCCACGUGCGCGAGUACGCCAACAUGACGGCCCGCUUCGGCCACGACGCCGUGCCCCCGCACAUCCUGGGCGAGCACAACUCGCUCUACAACCAGGGCAAGCCGGGGCUGUCCAACUCCUUCGGCGCCGCCCUCUGGGGCGUCGACUUCAACCUCUACGCCGCCUCGCAGGGCAUCAAGCGCAGCCACAUGCACAUGGGGACGGACUACAGGUACCAAAGCUGGCAGCCCGUACACACAAACACAACCGCCCUCGGCACCAAGGCGCCGUACUACGGCAACAUCGCCGUCGCCGCCUUCCUCGCCCCGCCCUCCUGCUCGUCCUCCUCAUCCUCCUCCUCCUGCCCCCCCGUCUCCGUCGCGCACAUCCCGCUCGGCAACGACGGCGACGACGGGCACGCGGCCGCCUACGCAGCCUACCACGGCACGGCGCUCGUCCGCAUCCUCCUCGUCGACCUGCACGCCUACAACUCGACCGUCAACGGCACGGGCACCACGCCGGACCCGGACCCGACGAGGGAGGACCGCGCGACCUUCACCCACAGCUUCGCGGUGCCGCCGUCGUCGUGGCGCGACGGGGGGCUCGCCGGCCUGCGCCGCCUCCGCGCCAACGGCAGCGACGCCGUCACCGGCGUCACCUGGGACGGGUGGAGCUACAACCACGAGCUGGACGGCGGCAGGCCCGUCCGCCUCGACAACGUGACGGUCGGUGAGAACGCGCUGGUCGACGGCGGCCGCGUCGUCUUCACCGUCUCGGCGUCCGAGGCUGUCGUCAUUAGUGCCCCCGACAGCGGGUGCUGCUAG
Molecule: messenger RNA, 1761 nt
Organism: Colletotrichum graminicola M1.001
Lineage: Eukaryota; Fungi; Ascomycota; Sordariomycetes; Glomerellales; Glomerellaceae
Product: beta-glucuronidase
Exons: 3
Coding region: 1-1761 (586 amino acids)
Source: RefSeq, a predicted model, not a curated record